Phycomyces blakesleeanus NRRL 1555(-) is the source of this 1365-nucleotide messenger RNA. RefSeq lists its product as hypothetical. Gene Ontology annotation, biological process: protein phosphorylation. The annotation marks the transcript as partial. The record is from RefSeq and is a predicted model, not a curated record. NCBI's taxonomy places the organism in Eukaryota, Fungi, Mucoromycota, Mucoromycetes, Mucorales, Phycomycetaceae. Gene Ontology annotation, cellular component: nucleus; cytoplasm; plasma membrane. The transcript is spliced from 7 exons. Gene Ontology annotation, molecular function: ATP binding; protein serine/threonine kinase activity.
AUCCGCAGAGUCGCCUCAGCUCCCAACGCAAACUCGCUCAACGCACACCGCCCUCCGAACUACCCUGCCCAGUCUCAGUCUCAGUCCCAGUCUCAGCAUCAGAAUCCUCCCCACUACAGCAGUCUUCUCCAGAUGAAACUCAACAGUAGUACCUCUGAAGCGUUCUCUUCUGUUCCUGCCUUUCCAGGCCAACUUCAACGUGUACGAUCUUUCCGUCGCACAUAUAGCUCAAAUAGUAUUAAGGUGCGCCAGGUUGAGGUCGGUCCGUCUAGCUUUGUUAAGAUUCGUAUGCUUGGCAAGGGAGAUGUUGGCAAGGUUUAUAUGGUCAAACAAAAGGACACUGACAAACUAUUUGCCAUGAAAGUACUCUCAAAGAGGGAAAUGAUCAAACGCAACAAGAUCAAGCGUGCCCUGGCUGAGCAGGAGAUCCUUGCCACCUCAAACCACCCCUUUAUCGUCACUCUGUUCCAUUCAUUCCAAAGCCAAGAUUAUCUUUAUUUCGUCAUGGAAUAUUGUAUGGGAGGAGAGUUCUUUAGAGCACUUCAAUUGAGACCAGGAAAGUGCUUGGACGAAGAAGGAGCAAAAUUCUAUGCAGCCGAGGUUACUGCCGCAUUAGAAUAUCUUCAUCUUCAGGGUCAUAUCUACAGAGAUCUCAAACCAGAAAAUAUUCUUCUUCAUCAAAGUGGACACAUUAUGCUGACUGACUUUGAUCUCAGCAAGGGAUCUAGUCCUCCAGGAAAACCAGGUGUAGUCAAGGCUAGUUCACCCAACCAACCGCCGUCGAUCAACACAAAAUCAUGUGUCAAUAAUUUACGAACAAAUAGUUUUGUCGGCACCGAAGAAUACAUUGCUCCCGAGGUUAUCAAAGGUUGCGGUCACACCAGUGCCGUUGACUGGUGGACCCUGGGCAUCUUGAUUUUCGAGAUGCUCUAUGGAACAACCCCUUUUAAGGGUGCCAAUAGAAACGAGACCUUUUCACGCAUCAUGUUUUGGGAAGUCAAGUUUCCUGAUCAACCGGCACCCUAUCAGAACCGGACCCUGUCGAGUUCGGGCAAGAGUCUCAUCCGAAAACUGCUGCACAAGGAUGAGAACAGUCGACUAGGAUCCUGCGCGGGCGCGGCUGAUGUCAAGUCACACCCUUUUUUCAAAAACGUCAACUUUGCACUCCUUAGACACCAAUCGCCUCCAAUCCUGCCUCUUAUCCACAAGUCAAACGGUAUCGAUGCCGUUAACUUUCGAAGAAUGCCACCAGAGAGCAUGAGCCUUGAUCUAGAAUCAGACGAUGUCAUGGUCAGCAUUCACAAUGACCAUAAAAAUAACCCCUUUGAGAAGUUUAGUUCAAUGACUCUGUAUCAUGAAGGUGAU